Molecule: messenger RNA, 5326 nt
Organism: Octopus bimaculoides (California two-spot octopus)
Lineage: Eukaryota; Metazoa; Mollusca; Cephalopoda; Octopoda; Octopodidae
Product: neutrophil cytosol factor 2
Biological process (GO): superoxide anion generation
Molecular function (GO): protein binding; superoxide-generating NADPH oxidase activator activity
Source: RefSeq, a predicted model, not a curated record
AGAGUAGGAGUAGAUGAUAGACAGAGGAAGAGUGCAAGUGAACGCUAGAGUAAAGGAGUAAAUGAGAGAGUGGAGGUGGAAGCUGGAUAGAGUGAAUAAGAGAAAGGAGGAAAGGAGAGUUUGCAAGAGAGUAAUUAAGAGAGCGAAAGUAGAGAAGUGAAAACAGAGAGAUAGUAAGGGAGAAAGAGAGAUAAGGCCAUAUCGAAUUGUCUGUAAGGAGUGUCGUAACUUUCUGACAUGUCGAAACUAUUCUUUCAUCUAACAAUGGUCUUAGUACAACAAUUACAACAACAACAGGGCCCUUUGUUUUGUGUAUAUUUAUAGAGAAGAUUUUGCACGUCAAACGUUCAUUUAAGUGAUAUCAGGUUCGUGGGCAAAGGCAGCCAACAGGUUAUCAUCUUUGAUCAUCACGAACAGCUGAAGAACAGUCACGCCGCCGAGUGAUUUAUUGAGACUUAAGUAUUAUAUAAGGAGAAGAAUCAAGAUUUAGAAAGAAUUCUACCAGGCAUACAUUGCAUUGAAAGUCACGCUAUUGGAUCACGUCACUACACGUUUAUCUAUAACAUAAAAUCCAAGCAGACGACAGGACAUCGGCCAUCACAGAGAUCGUCCCUUUUUUAUACAGAUAUUGUUGAAUAUUAAUCUUGAAUUUUCGAAGAAAGAAAAUAACGAAAGUUUUAGAAGUCGUUGAUUUAUGGUUAAGAGUUGAAAACCCCGUUCAAAGGUUUACAAAUAUUUUUUUCUGGAACACAUCUUCCUGCAAAAAUAAGACGAGGCAGACGACUAUAAAAUCGGCUAUCAUCGCCAGAGACAUAUUCCACGUUUGAAGCCUUAAGUUUUGAAGAACAACAACUGAACGAAUAUAUAUGGUUGAAAGACCCGCCACACACACAGAAGAAAUCUUCUCAUUGAAUAGCAGUCGACACUUACGCCUGACAUUAACAACAAAACACUUCGUUUGUUUUGUUGCUAUCGUGUUAACGUCCGUGCAUGUCAGGAUUCCAAUAACAAACUCAUAUUUCCGUUGUGUUUUGAGUGAAAUAAGAGAUAACAGUGUUUUAUCGACGGUUACAUAUCUUGUUUUCGUCAUUUCUUACAAAAGGGACGCCAAUCCUUUUGAUAAUUAUCGUGACAAGUGCGUGUUAAAUAGAGACACUCAAACACGCGACAGCGCUCUAAAAAGUGUUUUAAAGACUCGAAGCAUCUCUUCUAAGUUAAAUAAUUUCUUGUUGAAGACUGACUCAUUCUAAACUCAUCUUCGUACUUUCAACCUUUUCCUUGUAAAAGUUUGAUCAUAUAUAUUGACAUUAUAUUAUAAACAGUUAAGUACAACAUGUCUUCGUCGAUUCCAUUGAAAGAGUUCGCCGAGGUCUGGAGCAGUGCAGCAAAUCUUUACGACAAGGGUAAAUUCCUUGAAGCUGCCCAACAAUUUGAGACGGUUGCAGCUGAUAGCACAGCCAAAAUUUCUUAUAAUCUAGGCUGUAUCUACAUGAAACUGAAACAAUAUGAGACGUCCUUAGAGAACUUUCAAAAAGCAGUGACCAAGGAUACACAUUUUGUUGCAGCUUAUGUGCAGAUGGCUGCAAUUUACUUGGAAUAUAACAUUUGUGAUGCUGCAAUCAAGUGUUACGAAGUAGCUAUACAUUUGAUGGGUAACAAGAAAUAUAUCAACUACCGACCUCUGGGAUUGAACCUGAUUUUAUAUUUGACAGAGGCUCUCCACAACCAAGCCGUUGCUGAAUCCAAAGCUGACAACUGGAAACAAGUAGAGAUCUUAAUAAACAUGGCCAUCAGAGCUCAACAGGAGGACAAAUUUAACAACAAACUUAAAAUAUCUUUACAGGCCGUCCAGCAAAAACAGCAUCUCCAACAGUUUAACAUUGGAACUGGAAUCUUCCAUCCACCCAAAUGGAUGAUAGAAAGUACAAAGAACGUCAACUACCUGGGAGAUUCCAAGGUUAUUUCGACCAACAACAAUCCCUUCUCCAUGAAUGAAACCAAUUCAAGAAGCAAGCCAGCAAACGACGAGUUAUGGCCCAAUCUCAAGGAACAAGAAACAGGGCAAAAGAAACAAAUGAAAACCGUGAUUGAAUUGCUAACAACCAUAACGUUAGAUACAGCAAUGAAAACUGUUAUGGCGAAACAGAUAGAGAGCAAUCUUGGCACAGACGGUAAACCGCAACGGCCACCAAGACCACAAUCUAAAUCACCACCAAUACGACCUCCUCUUCCACCAAGACUUUCCGGGAUCCGUAAACUUCCUCAACUACCAACUAAAAAUGACCUGGAAUCUCAAGACAAUACAAAAGCACCCCAAGCUGAAUACAAGGAAGUUGGUCGAACUGUGUUUGUGAAAUACAGCCUACUGAGCAGCAACCCUAAUGUAUUGACAGUCAGGGAAGGCGAUAAAAUUGUAGUAAAAGCAUUAGGAGCUGACUGGUUUCAUGGCUGUUUGAAGAAUAAAAUUGGUCUGGUACCUUGGAACUGUAUUCACCAACGUUGACACCUUAAUAAAGACACUUUUCCUAAGUGACACAUAUCCACUCUGCUGUCUACACAGACAGACCAACACACACACAGCCCGCUCUGUGUUACACAAAUACAUUUAUUCAGGAAGAGACAAAAGUCUCAAUUUUGAAAAAAACAACAACUUUUAUUUGGCUGAUUAAAUAUGAUCACAUUCUACAAUAAUUGUUAAAUUUGGGUGCAGGGAAGGGAGGAGGAGGAGGAGGUAACAAAGCAAGGUACCUCACAAUAAGUUAUGUUUCACAUUAAAAGACUAAGUACAACAAUGUACUACACGUGAUUACAUAGUGUACAGCAAUGAACCUCACAUAAGAUUGUGUGGUACCGUGCAAUGUACCUCUUACAUGAUUAAACUAUUAAACAGCAGUGUACUUCUCACAUGAUUGAACAGGAAUGUACCCUCAAACAAACUGUUUCAAACAAUAAAGGAGGUAGUUGGGGGGGGGGUGAAGAAAUACCUGAGUCAAGGGAAACAACUCUUUUGACCGUUUACAACCGUUACCAUAGUUACAAGCCUGCGUGUUGGUUGAGCUAUGUGUAGUUCAAUACCGAAACAAGAAUCGAGUAUAAGUGAGUAUGUUGUAGCAUCGUGAUGUUGUGCCUAUCAUUCAUUGCCAUCACAGCGGAUAUUUGUCACUAGAAGCCGACUGAAACACUCAGAUUUCAGACAUCCUCCUCCUCCUCGUUAACUGGCCAAUAUUAAAAUCACGACACUAUUUGGAAUUGAACCUGAACCUUAUGGCAGUGUUGGCCGCAGGAAGGAUUCAGUCAUGUCGCCAUAGACAUUGCGGUAAGAGGUCUUCAGGAACUGGACGUAAUUCUGCAAACUUCGAUUUGUGCUUUGUGACUGUUCCAGACGGUCCUUCAGGUCGUGCAGCCGAGAAUUACAUCUGCGAUCGUUCUGAAACAAAGUAAAAAAAAAAGAUGUGGCAUUAGACGAGGUCCAGGUGUGACAGGUAACCAGCCCCUCUAACUACACACGCUCUCUGACCUCACCAUCCUCUCUCCAAUUAAAGCUAACCAAUUACACCUGUAACUAUGCCCCCCCCCACCUUGCUUGUUAUCAUUCUACAACUUCCACACAAUCUCUCUCUCUCUCUGACUGAUGUAGGUAAUACCCAGUUUUAAUAUCAGGUAGAUGGCACUGGGUAGUUGGUCCUUCACUUGUUAGAAAAGAAAAUAGAUCGAUGAAAUAAAGUUUGAUCUGAGGAAGAGACUAGUUUCAUUUCCCUUGUUUCUGGGUCUCUCGAUUACAAACACACUGACAUCCUGAACUUGGCAAUAUAUACCCCAAUAUACAUACACACUAAACAUAUUCACUACUGCAUACAAGCACCCUAUGACAAUAGUCAAACAUACUCUAUUGUACAUACAAGCACACAAACACUCCAUUAGUUGGAGGGGGGGGGGGAGAGCUAAUUUAUAAGAGAUGUUGGUCUUACCUCAUCCUUCUCCCUCUUCACUCUGUUCACCUCAGUUUUCACUUGAUUCACUUGACAUUCAAGAUCCAAGAUUUUCUGUUGAGAUAAUCUUUCCUGAAAUUAAGAGAAAAAAAACAAAAGAAAAAACAUUAUUUAGCAAAAGAACAGCCACCCUUCCCUGUUCCCUCACACUCUCUCUUCUGCCACUGCAACUACUGGGGCUGCUGUUUGGUGUUGCAUCACCCACUAACUUAAUUCCUCCCCUUUACCCUUCACACAGCUCCCUCCUUUUCACACCUCCUGCAAUAAGACCAGGACAAUGCAGUCCCCGUCAACUAUCACUGCACAGUCUCUCCCUGUCUCUCACUCACGCAUAAACAACAACUACAAUCUUCACAGUAUUUCAGGGUCUUUCUUGGUAACCGCCAUGGCAACCCGAGGGGACACACAGCACCCGACCCAUCUCCAUAGCAAUCUGCGUUCAUGUGCAAAGGAUGAGUCCUUGAGUCCCUCUGAUCAUGCAAUCGUAAGGAUUUCAGUACUCCCCCCCCUACCCCCCACACAUCAAAAAGUAGACUCACCUUUGACAUGACCCGGUCAUGGAAGCUGCUCGAUUGCUGCUUCAGAUCCUGCAGGGCGUUUUCUAGCUGAUGAGUCAGGCUCAUCGUUUCCUGAGUUUUCUCUUCCAGUCGGACCUGCAAACACAACAGUGUAUAUAUGUGUAUAUAUGUAUAUAUAAUUGGCUCUCCGUUGCUGAUGAUGAUGAUGAGUGUUCCUGUUCAUUUGAUCAACAGAACAGCCAGCUUGUGAAAUUAGCAUGCAAUUGGCUGAGUACUCCACAGACUCAGAAUGUGACAAGGCUGGCCCCUUGAAUUACAGGUACAACUCAUUUUUCCAGCUGAGUGGAUGGGAGCAUUGUGGUAUAAAGCAUCUUGCCCAAAGACACAACACAUUUAAUCCUGGUUGGUUUUCAUAUUUCUCCUGUCGCAAUCAUUUUCAUUAUUUGUUACAAACACCACCAAUCUGUGGCAAGACCUUAACAUUACACCCCCCACACACACCCAUGUCUACCUUUUAUCAGUCUUGAUUCUAAGGUUACUGCCUUCUUAAACAUGGUUGCCUACAUCCACCCGGUAGUUUAUGGAGGCCACAUCUUCUCCAUUUGUUUCGUAGCAUGAACGUUUUCUUACCAAUGUCCUUUGUAUUUGCAAUAACUUUACUGUGUGCACAAUAUAUAUAUAUAUAUAUAUAUAUAUAUAUGUAUAUUGGCUAAAAUCUGUACAGCGUAUAUUCUGUGUAUGCGCAUGCAUAUAUAUAUAUUAUAUAAAACGUAUGUAUAUAAUCUGUAUAGUCUAUUUAAUAAAUAUUACAUUGCUUGA